AGUGCAUAUUACAUGCGAAUACGCACUUACCUGUAUAACAGGUGAGGUAAACAAACUAUGAAACUUUUAUAAUCAUCAAAACUUUUCAUGUUUAAGACAUAAAAGUACACGCGUUAUUGGAUUAUUUCAGUGAAAGUGUUAGUGGACCUGUUGGGUAUGGAGGGAGGAAGGUCGAGGUACAAGAGGCAGCGUUCACUCUCGUAGACCCUACCUAUGGAUACUUAGUAUAAUGCAACUAGUCUUCGAGUCCGUAACACCUUCAUAAUGCCACCAAAACGCCACCGGUUGCCUCAGACAUUUCCACAUAAAAUUGUGUUUAUUAUUUCGUUGGUGCUUUGUUUGUGCGCAUGUGGAAGCAUAGUGAACGCAGUGAUAGCAUGGAGCAAUUAUCUUUGGGGAUACUACAUCGGGACUGGAUUCUGGUCUGGUGCUGUCAUUCUUUUGGCGGGAAUGUUUGGUAUUGUUGCCAGUUAUGUACGUAGCAUCUGCGCCGUGAAGACAUUCAUGAUUAUUUCUAUUUUCGGGUGUGUUGCUUCCUUAGGAAUGAUCGCAUUGGCUUCCGGUGGACUUGAUUCCGAGAGCGGGUUUUACAGUGGAUAUAAUAAAACCUUGUUUAUGACUCAUGUCGUCCAUGCGGUUUACCUUGGACUUGGCGUCCUGCAGUUGGCUCUGGGUGUUCUUUCUGAUGGAAUCUGUAUAUAUUAUCUAUUUAUCGGGAGAAGUGCUGAAAUUUAUUGCGUGAAAAAUGACGAAAAAAGGAAGCGCAAGAAAAAGCGCGAGAACAUUCGGAGGGAGGGGAAAGAUAGGUCAAGUACAGGUAGUCAGGUUCCGCUUGUCGGUGAAACUAAGCAAUCAAAACGGAAAAGCAAAGACAAAGAUAUAUCAAAUAACCAAAGAGGAUCGGAAUCCAUUGACGAAAAUACAGAUGUAAACGAAAUUUUCCCGAUACCAUACACUGCAACAGGUACCCUUGAUAGGCCGGCCCUGUUGCGUCAAGAAGCAUUAAUGGCAAGUGUUUCGCCUAUUCGAAACCCAUAUAAUAGGAGUUCGUCUUUUUCAACAUUCGGACGCGUUGGAGGUCCAGACAGAGAAUCAUUAGUAGUUCACCCGACUGACGACAAUGCGAGUGUUGCCGACACUGUCACUACCAAAGUUCCUCAAAGUCCUGACGAUGAAUGCCAUUACGCUCAGACGAUGUUAUUUGGACCCCCAGUGCCUAUAGAACAAGACGAAGUACUACCACCGUAUGAAGUCAUAGACAGUAACCUUUUGAGAAAGAAACCUAAACGGCGGGGUCUGAAACGCCCUAAAAGUGAAGAAGUUCAUGUUGCCGGUAGACAGUCACGUGGCCGUAACAGUGUUCCGGAACAGGACAAGAGAAAUAGUAGUAAAAGAAGUAGAACCUCACAAGAACGAUCAAAAGUUCCUCCUGGUAGGAAAGAGUAUCCAACUGAACAUGGCUCAUUAAAGAAACAUUCAUCUAAACAAAGUAGUGGUGAAAAUGCUGUGUUUAGGCUGAGUAAAUCAGCAGAUUUGCUGACUUUUGAUGAUGAAACUAAAGAUAAAAAGUCUCCUCAGAGUAAUUCUGGUUUACACGAACAAGGUGUAGCUUGUCAUGAUUUUGCUCAUUCCAGUGACAUGAUUCUCGUGAUGGACCAAUCAGUUCGUCUUAGACACAGACGUCCACAAAGUCAGACAAUGAAAAUCAAUAGAGAUAGACGACUAGAAAGAAGGCGUAAAGCCCUGUCUGCAGAAGUUCAACUGAACAAAGACCAAGAAAGAACUGGACUAGAACAUAGAAGUGACUCCAUAGAUGGGUCAAAUUCCAGUUUAUUUGCAAGCAAUAGGAUAAUGCCAACAAAAUUUUCGCUACGGCAACCUGUUCGCCAGAUAGGUAUGCCACAUGUGUGUUCCCCGGUGCCAGUAAAACCGCUGGUAAGUGUACCAAGGGUAAGCCCACCGCCUAAACCACCGAGAAAUUAUUCUGUCACGGCUGAAGAUUUAAACUACGAUGAAAUAGACAUGGACGAAGAGGUGGACACUAUCUUCGCCGAUAUAGAUGGACUUAACAAUAAUGACGAUGUGUUUGCAUUAAAAGAGACAUCCGUUUCUACAAAUGUCAUAGAAGAGAAGCCCUUAUUAUGUACAGAACGAAAACCCAGUAAGGUUGCUGAAAUUCAAGUGUCGCAAGUUCAGAAACAAAACACAUUCUUGAGAAGUGACGAUGAUGUUACUAUAGAUACGGCUCGCGUGCCUUUAUCACCUGAAGUCAAGCUAGACUCUGGUCCAGUUUUAAAAUUCAUUCCCCCAAAACGAGAAUCAAAACCACCUAUUGAUAACGUAGAUGGGACGGCUAAUAAAGAAACCAUAAAGAGUGGCAUUAUUUCAGUCGAUAAAAGCAAAGAGGUUCAUCCUAAAAGACAGUCUGCUGAUACAAUGGUCUUACCAUCAUCGCCAAUUAUGAGACCGCCGCCAAUUGCGUUUCUAAGAACAAAUAAAAUUGACGAUCAAGUGCAGAAUGAAAACUUAGCUGAAAACCGUGCGAAAGAUAACGAUGUGAAAACACAGUCAAAUUUUCAGUUUGGAAACACAAAUAAUAAAAACACAGAAAUAGUUUAUGCAAAGGUUUUAAAAGGAAGUCCAAACUCACCAGCAUCGCCAACAUCACCUACGUCACCUACCGCAAAAGUUCUGAAGGCAAAACGACUUACUUACACUUUUAAAGACAGGGAUGUGAGUGUAUUCGACCCAAUAGGCAAUAGCAAAGAAAUUGAAGAGACUAUAGAAGCAACAGAAUCAAUAUCUGUACAAUUUCCAGUUGACAAACCAAAGGAAACUGAAGUAGUAAAGAAAAAUGAGCAUCCUGUCGCUGAAAAGCAUAAUAGUAACAUUGAAUCUCGUCCUAACGGUAUAGUCCGCCAGCCGCCUUUGUCGCCAUCAGAAAGGAUUCUUCAAAGGAAAGCAAAUAUGACUGAAGUGCAGAAGGAUCUGUCGCCAUCAAAGGAAGAUAGACCUGUCAUAAUUCAACCAGCAAACACUUCUAAAGACUUUGACAAAAAUGUUCAUGGUGCAAGGCCAAAAACGUCAUAUAAAGGACUGUUUGCUCCUUUGGUUGCUCCAAAACAAUCUCAUGGAAGCAAAACUGAUACAAAACAAUUUAAGGCUGAAAAACCAGUUUCAAAUAACGUUACAAGCGGUUCAGGUAACAGUGCGGAUUCUCAACAAAAGAAUAUAAUACAACAACCAUCCCGUAUUAGUGGGAAAAGCACUUCGUUACCACCGACGUUGCCAAAACCGCCAAGAACAAAAACAAAUGUAAAUACAACCGACAUUAAUAGAAUAACCAGUAGUGUUCCUAACAGUAGUGUUCAGUUUGUGUCACCGGUCAUUUCUACGACAACAGCGACGAUUCCAACGUCAGGUGCAGCAGCGCGAGACGUUCCAGUAAAUCGUGUUCAAGGUAUCUCUGUGUCACAACCUAUGUCGCCAAACUCUCAAGGUGUGUUGCACCUUCCCCAGUCUCAAUAUUCUAGGCAGGUGUCAGGUACUGUUUCACCGCCUGUGGCGGCCGCAAAUAAUCCGCAUGUAGCUGGAGCGGCGCCAAAUAUUAACAUUAGGCAACAAAAUAAUGCCCAACAAAAUAAUGACAACCAGCCAAACAAGCCGUUGUUUUCGGUUGUGUUGUAGAGGUUUUCUGUCAUGCUUUUCAUUUCUGUCAUAUAUAAAUGCAAGGGUGUUAGCCUUUUGCUUACAAUGCAUUUGCAUGAACUUUGAAUUUCAUCGGUUUUAUCAUCGUCGUAUACUGUAAUGAAAAUCUAUGUAAUACAUUUAAGAGAUGCUUUUAGCAUUGAAGAACAAAACAAAAUAAUAAGAGCUAGAGCAAAUAAAAGUACGGCGUGCCUCGACUAGGGAGAAAGAAAUUUAGUUGUAUGUGUUUAAGCUAAUGAAAAAAUUGUACAGCAUCAUUUUAAGAGAAAGUAAGUAAGUAAGUAAGUAAGAGUGUAUGCUACUUAGGACACAUUAAAAGUAAUAUAUAGGCAAUUAAUUGAAGCUCUGCUCUUGCUUGAGUAAUACAACGUGAAAUUGUUAAAGCCAAUUUAAUACCUGUUUCAGCUUAAAAAUAUAUAUCAGGGCACUUUUAUAUGCAUGUAGAAGGUAAUGACGAAUAAACAAAAGUGGCAAUAUUUUUAUGUUUUAUUUGACAUGCUUGCUAUGUUAUUUAAGUCUUUUAUAAUGUUGUAAUGCUUUUUUUUUCUGAUAAUUUUUAUUAUGUUUAUCGCUGCAUUUAAAGCAUUUUACGUACAUAAAUAUGUAUUGCUUGCGCUUUUAAACAUGAAAUUGAAAACUAUUUAUUAAAGUUACAUUUACAAAACUAUAAACAUGUUCUAUUUUUAUCCGAGUGGUUAAUGUCUAUGACUUCGAAUCAUUUGCCCCUAGCCGACGUGGGUUCGAAACCUUGCUUAGGGUGCUUAAUUCGUCGUGUGAUGAAGCCGUCAAGCUAACCUACGGGAAGAUGGAGGUUCUAUCCAUGUGUCCGGUUAUGCUUGAAACAAUGUCCUGGUUCACCUGGGGUAUUACUUCCUCUUAAAAAGAUGGGGAAAAUCGCCAUACGGUGGCCUAAAUUGUGUAGGUGUGACUCUAAACCAAACAAGACAAUCAGUUUCACUGCAGCUGUGAUGGUCGUCUUCAUUCUAGUGCCCUUAAUUCUAUUUUUACUAGUUAAUUAGUAUAUUUCAUUCGAAUAAUACCAAAAUCUGUUGCAUUAUAUAGCGUUAUUACUUUGAAUCGGGAGUUGGGUCAUCAUGAAGCUUUGAAAAUAUGAUAAUGCUGCCACCUAUAUCCGUUUUGAUUUGUCUUUGCCAGAUUCUAAUGGAGUAUUACGUAUAAAUUCCAUGAGAAAUUUCGGAUGUAG
Molecule: messenger RNA, 4912 nt
Organism: Mercenaria mercenaria
Lineage: Eukaryota; Metazoa; Mollusca; Bivalvia; Venerida; Veneridae
Exons: 2
Coding region: 265-3687 (1140 amino acids)
Source: RefSeq, a predicted model, not a curated record